Molecule: messenger RNA, 7473 nt
Organism: Lingula anatina
Lineage: Eukaryota; Metazoa; Brachiopoda; Lingulata; Lingulida; Lingulidae
Biological process (GO): heterophilic cell-cell adhesion; establishment or maintenance of epithelial cell apical/basal polarity
Cellular component (GO): plasma membrane; protein-containing complex
Molecular function (GO): calcium ion binding
Source: RefSeq, a predicted model, not a curated record
GCAACGACCAUAUGCGCAGCUUCUCUUUUAAACCUCAAUGAAAGUUUUCAUUGACAGGAAAAAAUAUCUCAACUGUGGAAACCAUGACAAUAUAUUCAUUUCAGAAGAGAAAAGCAAUAACUAUGAAUGCUCGUCCAUAUGUGGUCGAAAUAAAGGGAUCAGCCUUUGUUAUCAGAAUGAGAAGUAUGACGCAGAAGUUCCAUAAGGAGGAGGAUAACAGCGAUUGACUAACAUUUGUUUCUAUUCACAUUCCAUUGAACAAAAGAUCUGACCAGUAUGCACAUUUUGUUUACAUCAAAUAUUAUUUGAUGGAUAAGGAGCUGAUAUAUUUUUAGAAAAGAAAGGAUUUUUUAAACAAAGUUUUAUUUAUAUAAUUAGCAUUAUAUUAAUAUGAACAUAAUCACAAUGUCAUUGAUCUCACACAAACUCGUAAUACCAGGUUUCGGGACCAAUUCACUAACUUGCAGAAACCACAAAACUAUUUUUACAAAACUUCUUUUUAUAUUAUACAUCCUGACAAAUUUUGUCAUACCAUGUACAUAUACUCAAGUUAGCUGCGUGAGUAAUCCAUUGGGGAGUGGAUUGACGGAGUGGAGGGAUUCGCCAAAGAAUUUCAGUGUGGUAUGGGCUGUUACGGAUGUUUGCCAGACUCUGAUGGCAUGCUAUGGUCUCCCAGGAGAGGAAGGGUACCUCACACAGUUAUGUCCAUUAGAAAUACAGGAAGGGGACUCGGUAUUCCUCCUCCCAGACCCCUCCCCGAUAUUCCAGAUGAAGAUCGGUCAAGUGACGGAGAGCGAGUUUAUUAAUUGUCCAUCUGGGGGGCACCCCUUGGAGAGAAUGGUCACGGCAACAGCCACUAGAGAGGUGACUAAAAUACCACAGAGAUUUCUCUCACCUGGUAUUAAUUUAUUUGCGCAGGUGCCCAAUGGGUUUAUAGCAUUCUAUGGCUGUGUGUUCGGACUACGAGUCAAUGUGACCGUUAAAAGUAACGUUUGUGUUUCACCAUCGGGUCAAACUUGCACUGGUAAUGGACGUUGUGUGACUCGCAGGCUCGAACAAGACUACACAUGUCUUUGUGAGACUGAAUAUAGAGGGCAGCACUGUGAUGAGUAUAAUGCAUGCGCGAGUGCGCCGUGCUCUAGAGGUGGCACAUGUAUUGAUGUAGGGCAAGGUUUAGAGGGGAGUGACUUUGUCUGCCAGUGUCUACCACAGUAUACAGGGUCCAUGUGUGAAAACGUGCUAGGGGCAUGUACCUCAGGUAUAUGUAACAAUGGCACAUGUGUCACCGUGUCACCAGGUGUCUAUCGCUGUCAGUGUCAUCCUGGAUAUACAGGUGUGGACUGUGAAACCGAAAUCAAUGAGUGUUUAUCACAACCAUGUGUAGAUGGAGCCACAUGCCAAGACAGGAUUAACGACUUUUCUUGCAUUUGCCAAGAAGGACGUACAGGAAAGACUUGCAAUGAGACGAUAGAUUACUGUGUGUCCGAGCCAUGUGAGAACGGCGGCGCAUGCACUUCCACGGAGCUGGGUUUCACAUGUAACUGCACAUUUCAGUAUGAGGGUUCAAGGUGCCAGAAUGUGAUUACCACUUGCUCUGAUGAUUUAUGUUUAAAUGGAGCCAACUGUGUGGUCACUCCUGAGGGUCUAGUGAACUGUCAGUGCCCACCAGGGUGGACGGGGGACAUCUGUACCGACAUCGACAACCUGUGUCUCUACAGCCCCUGUGGUAAUGGCUCCACCUGCAAUGAUAUCAGCCCGCCACAGGGACCAGGAGAAUAUAACUGUAGUUGUGUGUUUGGGUUUACUGGCAGAAACUGUACAGAGAGAAUAACAGUGUGCGACAGUGGACCGUGUCAGAGUAACGGAACAUGCGUCAUAACGUCUGAAUCAGAAUACACCUGCAUUUGUCCCAGUGGCUUCACAGGCAAGAAUUGCGAAGUAGACCUCAGCCAACUAAACCCCUGUGAUCCCAGUCCUUGUAGAAACAAUGCCACCUGUAGUUCUGUUGGGGAAGCAAACUUCACUUGCUACUGUCCGAGUGGUUUUACUGGGGAAAUUUGUGAUGUCAUAGUCAUGCUAAACCCGUGCCAGUCUGGUCCAUGUGGAAAUAAUGCCACAUGCAAUUUGGUUGGAGAAGGAAAUUUCACAUGUUCAUGCACAGAUUUUUAUACUGGGAUAUAUUGUGAGUUGAGGAUUACGACCGACCCAUGUGACUCAAACCCAUGUGAUAAUAAUGGUACUUGUGUUUCAGGUACAGGCAAUUCCAAUUUCACCUGUAUCUGCGCCUCUGGUUUUAGUGGGGAAACUUGUAGUAAUUUCAUAAAUCCCUGUGAUUCACAACCAUGCAAAAAUAAUGCCACUUGUGUUACUGACAGUGCGGGAAACUUCAGUUGUGUUUGUGGGGUUUUUCACACAGGAAGGAUAUGCAAUAUCCAGGUUAGUGCCUGCGAUUCUCAACCAUGUAAAAACAAUGCUACAUGCAUUUCUGAUGAAACAGGAAACUUCAGUUGUGUGUGUGCAAGCACGUAUACUGGACAGACAUGUGAUGUAGUCGUGAAUGCAUGCCUAUCGCAGCCUUGUCAAAACAAUGGGACCUGUAGACCUAAUGGCACUGUGGAUUACCACUGCGAUUGCCCAGCUUUUUAUUCUGGGAGAAACUGUGAAUCUCAACUCAGUGGCUGCAGCUCUAGUCCUUGUGAUAACAACGCCACCUGUGUGUCGUUAUCAGAUGGCAGCUACACAUGUGCAUGUCCACAGAACUACACGGGGCCGAAUUGUGAAAUCCUUCUAGACCCCUGUGGUGAAAACAGGUGCCAAAAUGGCGCCACAUGUUCAGCGGUUUCUUCAUCGAACUAUACCUGCAUUUGCACCAGUGUCUACACUGGAAAGUAUUGCGAGAAUCUCGCCACGCCCUGUGCUAGAUCGCAGUGUCAGAACAAUGCGACAUGUUUGGAGACAGCUGAAGGUGGUGGUUAUACCUGUAGCUGUGUGGAAGGUUAUACUGGAUUGUAUUGCGAGGUCAAAAUGUGGUCAUGUGACAGUCAGCCAUGUUUCAAUGGCGCCACCUGCAGUGAAGAUGAUGAAGAGCAGACGUACAUUUGUUCCUGCCUGCCAGGUUUUACUGGCAAACAGUGUCAAAGUGACAUCAAUGAGUGUGCAUCAGAUCCCUGCCCUGAUGGUUCAACAUGUCAAGAUAGUGUCAACGGCUACAGCUGUGUCUGCCCUACAACUGAAUACACCUACACCAAACUGGUAGACACCAGUGGCAGAGAGUUUAUGUUGAUAUUUAUGGAGAACAGAAUUGAGCAGCCAAAGUACAUGCUCCUAGAAGUCUUUGUAACCCCAAGUCGCGAGGACAUCAUCAACGCCACUGUUCGCCUCCAGCAAAAACUGCUACCAGAUGUCCCCGCAGUCACUGUGACAGUCAGCAGCGGUGAGAUGAGAGCGCUGACUGUUCCAGUGGACCUCAGGAUGGCUGGGACAAAUUUCGAAAGAUCUGGGAUAAGGAUCACGUCCGAUGAAGACAUUUUAGUGUAUGCCGUGAACAAGGACGAGUUUUCUACUGACAGUUUUCUGUGUCUCCCUGUUCAUACUUUGGGAACGGAAUAUUACACUGUGUCUUAUGCUCCACCCACUUAUAAUACACAGUUUGGUAUCGCAGCUGUGGAUAAUAACACUAACGUCAGUAUCAAAUUUCCAGAGAACAGUGAUCCCCCAAUUGAUGUCCAUUAUUUUUCGGCACUCUACAGAGACGGAGAUGUCCUUAAUUUGACUCUGAAUCAAUUUGACGCUGUGCAAAUUCAAAGUGAUGGGUUUGCAGAUUUAACAGGGACGUACAUAACAUCAAGCAAGCCAGUGGCUGUGUUUAGUGGAAAUGUUCGAACCAAUGUUGGCUCUGGGAUAUCUCGUGACCACCUUGCUGAGCAAAUCCCGCCUGUUGCAUCAUGGGGCAGGGAAUUUGCCAUUCUCCCCAUUCCGCAAAGAACUACAGGUGAUGUGAUUCGUAUUAUCGCAAGUGUUGCGGCUACGACCAUUCGUGUCGAAAAUCAAAGCACGUCUGUCAUCAGGGAGAUCCAAAACCCAGGGGAAUUAUGGGAAAUGACCUUGCCAUCAACAUCGUACACCCACAUCAGUGCUAAUCACCCAGUCAUGGUGGUCCAGAUUGUGUAUAGCCAAGUCAGUACCCAAACCAACGAACUGGCCGACCCCAGCAUGAUCUUAGUGCCCCCUAUUGAGAAUUAUGGAAAUGAUUUUCAUUUUGUCCUUCCUGCAGCUUCAGAAGGUGCUGUUGCUUACACCCACUACUUUUUGAUAGUGGUGGAUACAGAUUCAAGGAAUGGACUGUUACUUGAUGGAAGAAAUCUGAGUGAAAUUUAUAACAAUUUGAUUUGGCACAACAUAACGGGAACCACCUAUGUUGGAACAUACUUUGUUCUUGGAACAGCCUCAGAACUGAGUAGUCAUGUGAUUCACCACACAGACAGUGCUGCCACCUUCAUGGGGAUUCUGUAUGGAGCUGGCGAUAGAGAAAGUUAUGGACUGCCCGUUGGAAUGAGACUACGAGAACGGACAACAGCGAACUGCACCAUUCCAGAAGACGUCUGUCUCUCAUUUCCCUGCAUGAACAAUGCCUCCUGUGUCCAGCAUCCAAAAUACAACAACUUCACCUGCAGGUGUGCCGUGGGUUUCACAGGCAGGCUGUGUGAGACUGACAUUGAUGACUGUGUCCAGCAUGGUUGUCAUGGUAACAGCACAUGCAUGGAUAUGAUUGGUGGAUAUGUGUGUGUUUGUCCCACAGGAUUUACUGGAGUUUUCUGCGACAUCCCCCUUCCGCUGUGUUCAAGCGAGCCUUGUCAAAAUAAUGCCACAUGUCAGCAACAAGAUGGAAAUUACACUUGUGUCUGUGUCCCAGGCUACAAAGGAAGACAUUGUGAAACAAACAUCAAUGACUGCGAUCCUGAUCCAUGUUUGAAUGGAGCCCUUUGUGUUGACCUUGUGGCUGGUUACCAGUGCUAUUGUGUGGAUGGUUAUACUGGGGAUAACUGCUCCAUCAACUUCAACGACUGUGACAGCAGACCUUGUCGUAACAAUGCUACAUGCAUCGAUGGUGUCGCAAACUACACGUGCGCAUGUGCACCAGGGUAUUCUGGCUUGGACUGCGAGGUCAACCUUGAUCCUUGCUUGUCAACGCCGUGCAGGAACAAUGCCACAUGCCUCAGUGAUUUCGUAACUUUGAAUUACACAUGUGCAUGUUCGUUAGGCUACGAAGGUGAACAGUGUCAGAGGGAGACAAAUGAAUGCGAAACAUUAAAUGUAACAUGUCAACAUGGUGGCACAUGCGUGGACAGAUUCAACAACUUCACGUGUGCAUGUGCAGAAGGCUACUUAGGGCAGUAUUGCGAGGUAAAUGUUGAUGAUUGUGUGGCCAAUCUUUGCGCUUAUAACAGCACAUGCGUUGAUGGCUUGAAUGCAUACACGUGUUCGUGUGCACCUGGAUUUACAGGUGUGUAUUGUAAUAACUCCCUAACUUGUGAUCCUAACCCGUGCAACCAAGGAACAUGCAUGACAACGGCCAGUGGUUACAGCUGUACAUGCCCUGAAGAUGGUCCUCGUUAUGAUGAAGAUUGUAAUAUUGUUGACCCUUGCUCCUCUGCUCCUUGUCUGCUCAACUCAACCUGCAUAUCCCUUAUGGAAAACGGGACAUUCCAGUGUCUCUGUUUUCCAGGCUACGGUGGCUCCCUCUGUGAGAAAGAUAUAAAUGAGUGCCUCUUGUACAACAUCACCUGCAAAAAUGGCGGAACUUGUCUGGAUGCUGUGAAUAAUUUUACAUGCGCCUGUCCAAUUGGAUUUACGGGAGUUUACUGCGAAGUUGUCACUGAUAAUUGCGAUGGUAACAAUUGCAGUAAUAAUGCAAGUUGUGUCAGUGACAGCAGUGGAUACACUUGUCAGUGUUUGAGUGGUUUCACCGGACAAUACUGUGAAACCAUUAUUGACAAUUGCAGUAACAACAGCUGCAGCAAUAAUGCAACAUGCAUUGAUGAUAUCAUGGGAUAUUACUGUCAGUGCAUUGCAGGAUUCACGGGAUCCUUCUGUGAAACAGACAUUGAUGAUUGCAGUCAAAACAAUUGUAGCAAUAAUGCAACUUGUAUCGACGGCAUCCAAUCAUAUAAUUGUCACUGUACUCCUGGAUUUACUGGUAAAUUUUGUGAAACAAUCACUGAUGUUUGCAGUAUCAACAACUGCAGCAAUAAUGCAACAUGCAUUGUUGCUGACAAUGGAUAUUAUUGUCAGUGUUCAGAUGGAUACACGGGGGAGUUUUGUGAGACUAACAUCGAUGACUGCAGUAAGAACAACUGCAGCAAUAAUGCAACGUGUAUUGUUGCUGACAAUGGAUAUUACUGUCAGUGUUCAGAUGGAUACACAGGGGAGUUUUGUGAGACUAACAUAGAUGACUGCAGUAAGAACAAUUGCAGCAAUAAUGCUACGUGUAUUGAUGAUGUCAGUGGUUACUACUGCCAGUGUGUUAGUGGUUAUACUGGUGAUUUUUGUCAGUCAAACAUUAAUGAUUGCAGUAACAACAAUUGCAGCAAUGGUGCAACUUGUAUCGAUGGUAUUGAUUCAUAUCAUUGUCAGUGUGCUCUAGGAUUUACAGGUGGAUUUUGUGAACAUAACAUUGACGACUGCAGUAACAACAGUUGCAGUAAUAAUGCUACAUGCAUCGAUGGCAUUGGUUCAUUCACAUGUCUGUGCUUGAGUGGAUUCACGGGAACAUUUUGUGAGAGUAGCAUCAAUCACUGCAGCAGCAACAAUUGCACCAACAAUGCUACUUGUAUUGACAGUGUAAAUUCUUACAGUUGCCAAUGUGUUCCUGGUUUUACUGGAGAAUUUUGUGAAACCAACAUUGAUGACUGCAGCAGUAACAGUUGCACCAACAAUGCAACUUGUAUUGACAAUGUGAAUUCUUACAGUUGCCAAUGUGUUCCUGGUUUCACUGGAGAGUUUUGCAAAACUAACAUUGAUGACUGCAGCAGUAACAGUUGCACCAACAAUGCUACUUGUAUUGACAAUGUGAAUUCUUACAGUUGCCAAUGUGUUCCUGGUUUCACUGGAGAGUUUUGCGAGACUAACAUUGAUGACUGCAGCAGUAACAGUUGCACCAACAAUGCUACUUGUAUUGACAAUGUGAAUUCUUACAGUUGCCAAUGUGUUCCUGGUUUCACUGGAGAGUUUUGCGAGACUAACAUUGAUGACUGCAGCAGUAACAGUUGCACCAACAAUGCUACUUGUAUUGACAGUGUAAAUUCUUACAGUUGCCUAUGUGUUGAUGGUUUUACUGGAGAGUUUUGUGAAAUUAACAUCGAUGACUGCAGUGAUAACAGUUGUCUUAACGGAGCCACUUGUGUGGACGGUUUGAAUGGCUAUAGUUGUGUGUGCCCUCCAACUUACUCUGGCCCUUUCUGUGAGCUGCGCUAA